CACGUUUGCUCAGAGACUUUUUCCAAAUCAUCAGUUUUUGUGUGAAUCAGCUGUUUUUAGAUCACUUCGGUUCUACAUCCCACCGCCUUGAAGCUUAUCGUAACCGCCGCUGUCCGCAUUUGAACGCCACACCUGCUCCUCCCGCCCUCCGGCUGCCCACAAGCCGACCCAAGGCUCCGUACACCCGCCGCCGCCGCACAGAGAGGAUGGGGUCCGCUGGCCGUCUGCUCGCCGUGCAGCUGCUGCUGCUGCUGGUGCAUCCGUCUGCCGGCUUCUGGAUCAUGAACGUCGUCUUCCCUCCGAACAGCAGAGUCAAGGAGACGAGCAACAACAACACAUCCCCACUCAUCAUCGUACCAGGAAGUUUGGGGAACCGUCUGGAAGCCAAAAUAGACAAACCAGCUUUGGUCCACUGGAUGUGCUUCAAGAAGUCCGACCACUGGUUUCCUAUCUGGAUCGACCUGAACAUGUUCAUGCCGAUCGGCGUGGACUGCUGGAUUGAUAACAUCAGACUUGUUUAUAACAAGACAACCCGGCGAUCCUCCAAUUCACCUGGGGUGCAGGUGAGAGUACCUGGAUUUGGGGAAACCUAUACCAUAGAGUUUCUGGACUACAACAACUUAGCUGGUUAUUUUCAUUCUAUGGUGGAGCAUUUGGUCAAUGUAGGUUACGUCCGCAAUGAGACUGUCCGUGGCGCUCCGUACGACUGGAGAUUAGCUCCAAAUGAGAACUCGGAAUACUUCAUAAGGCUGCAGGAGCUGGUGGAGGAGAUGUAUAACCAGUAUCAGAAACCAGUUUACCUGCUGGGGCACAGCAUGGGUGGACACUACGUCCUUUACUUCCUCAACAACCAGCCUCAGGCCUGGAAGGAUACAUACAUCAGAGGCUUCAUUUCCCUGGGAGCACCAUGGGGUGGCGCUGUUAAAGUACUUAGAGUCAUGACUUCAGGUAACAACGAUGGCAUCCCAAUGCUUUCUAACAUUAAACUCCGUGAGGAGCAGAGGAUGAUGACAACCAAUCCUUGGAUGCUACCAUCUGAGGAUGCCUGGCCAAAGGACCAUGUCUUCAUCUCCACGCCAUCAGUGAACUACACAAACCAGGACUACAAGCGCUUAUUCACGGACAUUGACUUUGAGAAUGGCUGGCACAUGUGGGAAGACACCAAGAACCUGACUGGUGCUCUCCACCCGCCUGGCGUUGAGGUGUGGUGCAUGUACGGCGUCGGGCUUCCAACUCCUGUGACGCAUAUUUAUGAUGAAGAUUUUCCAAAUGCAGACCCGGUGGACUAUGUUUAUGCCGACGGGGAUGACACAGUGGACAGCUUUAGCAUGAGUCUGUGCAAACGCUGGGAGGGCCAGCAGGAGAAGCCAGUCCAUGUGACGGAGUACAGAGGACUGGCCCAUCUAGACAUGGUGUUCCACGAAAAAGUGCUCCAUCAAAUCCAGCAAAUCCUGGAGGGCAAAUCAGACGUCCCCAAGGAAAUUGAUGUACGAUUGGAUUAACAAGCGCACAAGAAAAUGCAGUAGUUCAAAAAAAUUCUGUUUGAGUUUUUUGUCAGUUUUAGUGUCAAAAUAAAAACAAUGUUACAUUGCUUCUUUAUGCUGAAGUAGGAGCACCAUGUCAAAUCCAUUUGGAUGAAGAAAAGUUGGAUAGGGGUGUUAUAUUUUGAUUUUAACAGUCUUGGUUUUAAAUAUGUUUAAAACCUAUGAAAAAGUAACUUUAAAAUUACUGUCCUGACUUUAGCAGUGGCAUGCCACAUCUCUCUGUAGCAUCAGUUGAAGCCCAAUUACAUUUUUCAUUAUUUGUGUUUUGUAAAGAUUUUUAAUCUGAGUAUUUUCAAAUGUUAUUCCACUCGUCUGUCCAACAGUGACAAAACAAAGUUAUAAUGUACCUUAAAGAGAAUGCUAAUGUAGCACGCCACGCUAAAAAACACAUGCUAUUAUGUUUUGUCCGCCUAAUACUAGAUGACAUAAAAAAAGACUUUUAGCAUAAUGUGAAACUGUACAUCUCAUUAAUAAUAGUCUGUAUUUUGUUUUUUAUGUUGGCCCUCUUAUGUUGUGUCUGUGUUGCCUCAUCACAAUGUGAUUUUAAAUUUUGUAUUUGUAAUUGACGCCCGAUCUCUUGUAAAGGUUGCUGCACGCACAGCUUUUUGCUUGCUUUUAUCAUAAAUGUUUCCUUUAGGAUUUAUUUGUUUGUAAAAUACAGAACUGUUUUUACAUUCAGCCUGGUAGAGUAAAUUAACGUCUUGAGACCUGGCGUCCACAGACAACACAUUGUGGCUUUUAUUUUCACUGUUGUUCAUCAGAAUCAGAAUCACUUUAUUUGCCAAGUACAGCACAUGUACAGGGAAUUUGACUUUAGUUACUUGUGCUCUUGUGCAAUUCAUGUUCAUUCAUUAAUGUUCAUUCUGAUUACUUACUCUUGAGGCCCUGGGACUAUGAAAAAAAAGGAUACCAAUCAAGAGUUCGGGUCUCAAGAGGUUAAACCUCCAAUUCUUCUUAUCGUCUUUACAUGAUGUAAAUGUUGAUAUAUUUCUGGUAAAUCUCUUCAAAAACAAGUGUUUUUACAUGUA
Messenger RNA from Oryzias latipes (Japanese medaka), 2572 nucleotides. RefSeq names its product lecithin-cholesterol acyltransferase (gene lcat). Lineage: Eukaryota; Metazoa; Chordata; Actinopteri; Beloniformes; Adrianichthyidae. Gene Ontology annotation, biological process: lipid metabolic process. The record is from RefSeq and is a predicted model, not a curated record.